Molecule: messenger RNA, 3806 nt
Organism: Oenanthe melanoleuca
Lineage: Eukaryota; Metazoa; Chordata; Aves; Passeriformes; Muscicapidae
Gene: FAM120B
Product: family with sequence similarity 120B
Exons: 10
Coding region: 101-2143 (680 amino acids)
Cellular component (GO): nucleus
Source: RefSeq, a predicted model, not a curated record
GGCACGGCCCGGCCCCGCCCCGCCGCCGGGCGCAGGCGCGGCCCCGGCCCGCGGGAAGCGGAAGCGGCUCUCGGACUGCUGUGAGUUUCGGAGAUCAGCCAUGGGUGUUAGAGGCUUGCAGGGAUUUGUGGCAAGAGUUUGCCCUGAUGCGUGCCAAACAGUAGAUCUGAGAGAAAUGGCAGAAAAGCAUCGCACUGAGCACCCUGACUGCCCACCUGUUAUCGUAGUAGAUGCCAUGAGUUGCGUUAGACGCUGGUACACGCCGGAAUCCUGGGUGUGCGGUGGCCAGUGGCGGGAGUACCUUGCCAUUUUACAGGAUUUUAUCAAUGCUUUUAUGGCAGCUGGCAUCAAGUUGGUGUUUUACUUCGACGGGGUGGUAGAAGAGAAAAAGAGAGAUGAGUGGAUCAAACGGAGGAUGAAGAAUACUGAGGAAAUAACCAGAUUAUUUCAGUUUAUCAAGACUUACAGGAAACAGCCAGGCAGGGAAAUGUUUGUUCUUCCUUCAGCUCUGCCUACUUUUACACGUUAUGCCCUGAAAUCACUUGGUCAAAAAACAGUCUGCACGUUGCAAGAGGCAGACUUUGAGGUGGCUGCAUACGGUUUGCAGCACAACUGUAUGGGAAUUCUGGGGCAAGAUAGUGACUACCUCAUCUAUAACACAUGUCCUUACUUUUCCAUUGAGAACCUCCGUUUGGACAGACUGGUCACUGUCAUGUACUCUCGAGAAGUUCUUUGCCGUGUGCUGGGUAUUAGUUUGACACACCUUCCUCUCUUUGCAUGCUUGCUUGGCAAUGAUAUUAUUCCAGAAAGCAUGUUGGAAGGCUUUUGGCACAAAUGUUUAAUCACCAGUCCCCAUAGGAAUAGGAGCUACAGCAGAAGAGCAAACAUACUGCUAUCCGUAGCAAACUACAUCUCAAAAAUUCCAUGCUCGUACAGCAGCCUGAAACACUUGGAAGAGAUUAUACCUCUGGGAUCAGACAAGACAUUGCUUUGCAGAGGAGUGAACUCCUAUCUUUUGCCUGGGCAGCAGUCUCCAUGGAUUCCUCCCAAUGUAACAAACUGUCAAAUGUUAUCCCUUCAACAACAAUCAGAUCUCUGUCAAGAUAAAGAAAUAUUUCAGUUAGCUAAAGAACAGCAUAUCCAAUCUGAAAAUUUUACAAUCUUCAAUAUCCUGAGUCAUGGAACAGUUGAGUGCAGCAAUUCCUUGGAAGAUGACUGUGAUACAGAGAUUCCUGGACAGGCACUUAUCUACCGCCCUGCUCGUCAGCAUAUUUAUUCUAUCCUGUUGGAAUCUGGAAAAGGUGGAACCUAUCCUUUGGUAAAGGAGUGGUGUGUCUAUUUUGGAAAUCCUCUCAAGCAGCCAGACCUGAUACAACCUGUACAACCUUCUGUUGCAGGUGGAACACCUAAUUUGAAAACACUGUGGCUUGCCAAAGGGCCUGAUGUGGAGAAGCAGCGGUACAGUACAUUUCUGGCAUGCUUUCACCUUCAAGAUGAGAUGGAAGAGCUCCAAGCUCUGGAAGCACCUGUUGCAGGAUUCUGCUGCUUGCUGGCCUAUCUUAUGAUGCAGGUCAGUAGCCUCUCUCUGGAGGACUUAAAUGCAUUUCUGGCACUCAUUCUCUGCCUCAAAGGGAAGUCAGCAGCCCAACUGACAGGCCUGCAGCUUGCAGAAGUCGACCCCAGGGCUGUACAUCUGGGUGCUGUCCUUGUCCGUGGCCUUACAACUUUGCUCAUGGCCAACAGCGCCUGUGGCUUUCCCUUCAGGAUGGAUGAUCUGAUGCCUUGGGCAGUGUUUGAUGGAAAACUUUUUCAAGAAAAAUACCAGAAGUCACACCGAGGUUGCUCUGUGGAAGAACUUUUGGAAGGCAAUGAGUCUUUGUACACACCCUUCCAGAAUCUCAAAUCUCUCAUUUGCAAGGUUUGCAUGGCAAAGAAAAGAACAAUACUGAGCAGACCAAGAGGGAGCGGAUUUAACACAGGAAGAGAACAAAGACAUUUUAAUCCCAGGUUCCAACAGCCACACAGAAGUCAUUUUGUUUCUCCGUAUCAUAACCAGAUGAGGGAGUUCACACAAAGGCAACUGCAAUCCCAAGGUAGAGGAUCAGGACAUGCACACUCGAGGAGAUAUCACCUUCCUCAGUAAAGAAUUCAUGACUACAAGUGACUAACUGGGAUGGUGGAAUAGUGCCCCUGGGAUAAUUUUUGUUUAUGAAAGCCUGUUUUUAAGAACUUUGCAGAGUAACUGAAUGGUGUGACUGGGGAGGAAAUCACACAAAGCUGAGACUGUUCAGCUUGUUAAUCACUUAUCACGUUAGGUCUAAGCUUGUUAUGAGACCAGAAUCACUUAAACUUAAGUUACAGGUAUCUGAGGCACAGUGGUAUCCCAGUACAUUGCUUUGUCCAUUUGACAAAGGAAAGUCUGAAUUGGUUUUUAUAGCAUUGUGAGGUAUUCCUGCAUUUAAAUUUAAGACCUAAACUAUAAUUUUUGCAUAUUUUUGUAAUAGUUGUUUAUAUUACAAUAUUUUCCUCACAUGAAUAAUAUGUCAUGUCUAUGCUGUAUUGUGGUUUAUGUCUUGAUUGUGGAUUAUAUCUGUAUUUUAAGGGUCAUCCCAUUGUUACUGAAACCCUGAAAAGUUUGAAACAUGACAUCACUGAUGUAAACAUCAUCUGCCAGUGAAAGUGUGAUCUUCUUGUAAAAUGAAAAACUUUUUUACAAAGAAAAAAAUUGCAAUUACAUUUGAUACUUUUAGUUAAGCAAAUUUGUACUUCUAGUUAAGCAACUUUUUAUAAUUUUUUCAACUGAGGAAAAAAUGUAUCAUGCUUUAUUUCUGUAGUGAAUAAUACAUAUGAGAACUCAAUAUUUCUUUUCUGUCUAAUAUAGACACUUACCUUCAAAAUUAUUUCUUAAAAAUUUGUAUGUUUCACUUUGUGAUUCAGUUUCAGAAAUAUACAUAUUUGUUUAGUUCUAAAAUCAAGGGAGCGUCAAGAGAGGAGCCGGGCUCUUCUCGGUGGUGCCAAGCAAUAGGAUAAGAGGCAAUGGGCAGAAACUGAUGCACAGGAAAUUCCCCUGAAAUGAGGAAGAACUUCACUGUGCAGGUCACUGAGCACUGGAGCAGAUUGUCCUGAGAGGCUGUGGAGUCUCCCUCACUGGAGAUGUUCAAGAACCAUCAGGACACAACCCUGUGCCAGGUGCUCUGGGAUAACCAUGACUGAACAGGAAGGUUGGACCAGAUGCCCCUGUGGUAACUCCUUUGAGUCAACUGUCAGUGGAGCUUCAUUCCUGUUUAGUAUCCAGGUGAUGUCAAAAUGAAUAGCACUGUCAGACAUCCAUAACUCCAUACUCAAUUUCCUCACAUGUAUUUUUGUAACCCAGUAAAUAUAUUUUUCAUACUCUGUAUAUAGUAACAAUCCAACUAAAUAAAUAAGCAAUAAGGAUUUCUUGUUUUAUUAAAAGUUUGAGCAGACAAACACAGUGUCUUGAUUUGCAUUUCAGGAAAUGCACUGUCAUCAUAUGAGUAUUCCUGCUUCCUUUUUCAAUCUAUUUGCCACUGACUAUAAUUGUACUAUCAUUUUUUUUUGCUAUCGUUUUUAUCCCUCCCCUCCAAACCUUUUGAAAUAAUGUGGUCUGAAUUUUAUGGAAACUUCUCUGGUUUCAGGGAUUUCAUGAUGUAUAAUACUGUAUUUUAAAAGAAUGUGUUUGUGUGCCAGAAUUUGUUGGUAAUUCCCUCUUCAGGCUUUGAUAUGAGAAAAGAUGUCUGUUGUCCUCAAUAAACAAAGUUAAAUACAGUUAGAGUGGGAGUUUUGCU